Messenger RNA from Camellia sinensis, 783 nucleotides. The record is from RefSeq and is a predicted model, not a curated record. Lineage: Eukaryota; Viridiplantae; Streptophyta; Magnoliopsida; Ericales; Theaceae.
AUGGACUUCAUGGCAGUGGACUCAGUUGGUGCAGCUGGUGGCCUUUUGUGCAUAUGGAAUCCAGAUGCCUUUCAAAUGGUGGAUUGUUGUUGCAACCACAAUUUCAUCAUUUUGUCAGGUACUCUCUUUAACAAUCUAGAUUGUGUUGUUGUUAAUAUUUAUGCCCCCAAUGAUAGUACUAUUAGAAGGAAUGUGUGGGAUAUUUUGACUAGAUUAAAAUCUUUGUAUGAUAAACCUUGGUGUUUAGGGGGUGAUUUUAAUGAAAUUAGGAAUAUUUCUGAAAGGAAGGGAUGUUGUAGGAGAGAUAGGGGUAUGUGUGAUUUUAAUGAUUUCAUUGACAAUUUGGAAGUAUGUGACAUGCAUAUGAUGGGGAGAAAAUUCACAUGGUGUAACUCUCAAGAAGAUGAGAGGUGGAGUAGGAUUGACAGGUUUCUGUUAAGUUCAGAAUGGGUGCAAAAUUUCAAUUUCAAGCUUUGGGGCUUACCUAGGAGGUGGUCAGAUCACUGUCCUAUUCUUUUAAUGGAAGAUGAUAGGGAGUGGGGUCCAAAGCCAUUUAGAUUUCUAAAUGCUUGGUCCCUACAUCCUCAAUUUAAAUCCUUGGUGGAUAAUACCUGGCCUGAAACCAUUGUUCAAGGUUGGGCUAGUUUCAAGUGUUUAAGGAAGCUUAAAGCACUUAAAUUAGUUCUCAAGCAAUGGAACAUUGAAGUCUUUGGAAAUGUGGAAUCUAAACUCAAGCUUCAGGAACAGGAACUGCAUUUGCUUGACCUAACAGCUGAAGAUUGA